This is a messenger RNA of Spirometra erinaceieuropaei, 1197 nucleotides long. The record is from the annotation of a GenBank genome assembly. Lineage: Eukaryota; Metazoa; Platyhelminthes; Cestoda; Diphyllobothriidea; Diphyllobothriidae.
AUGCCACCGGACCAGGCACGCGAAGUUCUUCGCAAACAAAUCGAAGGGAACUAUGACAAAAAGAACAGACCCCUAAAAAUCGACCACUUUCUGCAACUCUUUGCUUUCUGCCAACUAACCUUCUUCACCUUCAAUGGCAGAACAUACGAGCAGAUCAAAGGAACGCCGAUGGGUUCGCCAAUAUCCAGCCUGGUUACAGAACAAGUCCUGCAGGAGCAGGAAAAAAUCGCUUUCAACCUCUAUGAAUCUGCAUUUUGGCACCGGUACGUGGACGACACGUUCGUUAUAAUUGAAAGGAGCAGACUGGCCGACUUUCAAGACCUGCUCAACGGCAUCUUCCCGGACAUUCAGUUCACAAGGGAAGAAGAGCAUGCCGAACAGCUGCCUUUCUUUGGCGUUCUCGUCUCACGCACACCCAACGGCGAACUCAACACCACGGUGUACAGAAAGGCGACUAACACGACUUAUAUUCUCAACUACUACAGUAACCACCCAAUGGCGCAUAAAUGCAGCUGUUUUGGGACACUGUUCCAAAGGGUAAAAAUGCACUGCAGUGAGCCAGAGGGACGAGUACGAGAACUUCGGCAUCUUCGGGACCAACUGGCAAGGAAUGGAUACCCGAACAGCUUCGUCAGCCGCUGCCUCCACCAGCACCCACGGCGAACAAAUGGAGGAGAGCCGCCAACAACCUGGCAACCUCUACCAUACGUGAACAAUGUGUCUGAAGAGAUGGAACGUAUCGCCGGACAGCUAGACGUGGGUAUCGCUCACUGUCCGACAGCGACCAUGAGCAACAAAAUCAUGCGAGUGAAGGAUCGCCUAGACGUGGGAGAACAAUCGGGUGUCGUCUAUCAGAUCUCAUGUCGGGAAUGCACUCGCCACUACACAGAACAGACCGGACGACGACUUAGCUCACGAAUAACGGAACUCAAACGGGCGGUCCAGAGAGGCGACCCGUUAUCUCAGGUCGCCACUCACACACUAGAGGAAGACCACGAAGUCAACUUCGGGAGCACGUGGAUAGUAGCGCGGGCCAACAAUAAGACAGGGCGAGAACUGUUGGAGGCCUGGGUGUCUGACACCAUCUCUAUUAACGGGCACGUUGACAUACCCCCCUGCUAUCACGCGCUCCGUUCCGGCGGCCAAGAGGCGAGACCCAAUUUCCAGCCAAAGGUGCACGCAGUCACGCCACCGUGA